Panicum virgatum (switchgrass) is the source of this 1529-nucleotide messenger RNA. RefSeq names its product probable beta-1,3-galactosyltransferase 8. NCBI's taxonomy places the organism in Eukaryota, Viridiplantae, Streptophyta, Magnoliopsida, Poales, Poaceae. Gene Ontology annotation, molecular function: hexosyltransferase activity. Gene Ontology annotation, cellular component: Golgi membrane. The record is from RefSeq and is a predicted model, not a curated record. The coding region runs from base 16 to 1266 and encodes 416 amino acids. The transcript is spliced from 8 exons.
GGCUCCAAUGACGUGAUGCCUUCUUUUUUUUCACCGUAUGCUGGUUGGAAUUUGGAGCAGGCGCUGACGGAGCGGCAGCCGCAGCUGGAGAAGACCAAGGCGCUGCGGGCGAGGGCGCCGCUGUCGAGGAAGGCCAUCGCGGCGCUGUGCGUCGCUAGCUUCGUCGCGGGGCUGCUGCUCAGCGGUAGGGUGGCGCUGAUGCCGGCGGACGCGAGCGGGGACGGCGGCGCCGCCAAGGAGGGCGUUCGUGUGUCUGGGGGCUGCGGCGGCAACAAGCGUAAACUAGGAGAGAACCACCCCAAGGAUCUCCUGAACGAGGUGUCGAGGACUCACCAAGCAAUCGAGUCGCUGGACAAGGCGGUGUCCACCCUGGAGAUGGAGCUCGCCGUGGAGCGCGCGAGGAGCGGCGACGGCGGCGGCACGGCCGUGGCAUCCAAGCCGCCCCAGAAGGCCUUCGUCGUGAUCGGCAUCAACACGGCCUUCACCAGCAGGAAGCGGCGCGACUCGCUCCGCGACACCUGGGUCCCCAGAGGGGAGAAGCUGAGGAAGCUGGAGAUGGAGAAGGGGAUCGUGAUCCGGUUCGUGAUCGGGCACAGCGGCGCGCCGGGCGGCGGGGCGCUGGACCGCGCGCUGGACUCGGAGGAGGCGGAGACCCGGGACUUCCUGCGGCUGGACCACGCCGAGGGCUACCACGAGCUGUCCUCCAAGACCAGGAUCUACUUCACCACCGCCGUCGCCACCUGGGACGCCGACUUCUACGUCAAGGUCGACGACGACGUCCACCUCAACCUCGGGAUGCUGUCGAGCAGGCUGGCCAAGCACAGGACGCGGCCGAGGGUGUAUGUCGGCUGCAUGAAGUCCGGCCCUGUUCUUUCUCAAAAGGGAGUGAAGUACCACGAGCCAGAGUACUGGAAGUUCGGGGACGAGGGCAACAAGUACUUCCGCCACGCCACCGGCCAGAUCUACGCCAUCUCCAAGGACCUCGCCGCCUACAUCUCCAUCAACCAGCCGAUCCUGCACAGGUUCGCCAACGAGGACGUCUCGCUCGGCGCGUGGCUGAUCGGGCUCGAGGUCGAGCACGUCGACGACCGGAGCAUGUGCUGCGCCACGCCGCCAGAUUGCGAGUGGAAGAAGCGAGCCGGGAACGUGUGCGUGGCGUCCUUCGACUGGUCCUGCAGCGGCGUCUGCAAGUCGGUGGACAGGAUGCGGCACAUCCACAAGGCCUGCGGCGAGGGCGAAGGGGCCGUCUGGAACGUCGCCAUAUGAUCCGGCCGGCCGUCUCGUCGAAACCGUUGUUUGUGUGCGUGUGUGGGUCUUCACCUGCUUUGCUUUGGCGUCCAACAAUUUGUGGAAAUGAGAAGGCGAGGGGGGAGAGCUUGGGAAAGCCGCUGUUCAGCAUGAACAUUCUGUAUGGCCGUUUUGGUUUUGAGACGCCGUGAUGUGUGAUUCACGUUAGAAUGCAUGGAUUGGUGUGUGAAUGCAAUUGCUGAAGCAGAAGGAAGUUGAAUGAAUGAUGCUUGAUCGAUCAA